AGUAGCCAUGCUGGACCUGAUAUGAUUGAUUGGUGCUAUUUUCAGAAUGUUCUUUUAUUGACAAAUAGAUACCAAAAAAGGUCAAAUGCUUUUCUUUGUCCCGGACCCAACGGACUGAAGCUCGAAACAGUGACUAACACUUCAGGCCACUUGCGUGUAAAGACUGGUAAGACCAUGCUCACUCGUUGCCCGCCACCAGUGGACGCUACCAGUGGACGUCUGCUAGAGCCGGCUUCAUAGAGUUGAAAUAAUGCGGAAACACUCCAGUGAUCGGUAGCACCAAAGACCCUAGAGGGCACUUUAAGACUCCCCAGAAGUUGUCCGCUGCCUCUGUAAGAGGAACCGAAGACCUUUCCAGACCCCAGAAGUAAAGGGUCAUUUUCCUUGGGCCUGGCCUUGCUGUUUGAUCUUUUCUUUGAGAAUUCCUGGCGUUGGGCGCCCCUCUUCCCGCCUGCCUUGCCGAAGGAACUACGUUACCCAGAAAGGCUUGCGUUGAGCGGCAGCCGCAGUAGUCCAAUGAAAACCCAGAAAUGGGACACUUCCGGCAGGGCAAUCCGCCUUGAGGCGGGACUUCCGUCGUUUCCGUGGCGGUCAUUUUAGCGUUUCUGGGGUCUUCGGGCUUGGUCAGUGGAUCCGGAACACCGGUUGCGACCCAGGAGACGGAUAGAGAAGGCACAAAAGGAGGCUUUGUCUCCGCUGUAGGGAGGUGGGUUUGGGGUCGGGGACUUCGCCGCCUGCGAGGACCGCCUGGAGACCUCGGUGUCCGCGACUGCCGGGGCCGCUCAGCUGUCAUCACUUCGCUCCGCCGAGAGGCUCCGAUGGCGGCGGCCGCGCCCAGGGACCCGGCUGAGGUUUCCAUGGUUGCAGAAGUGCUUCUGGAACCUACACAGGGAAGUGUGACUUUUGAAGAUGUGGCCCUCUAUUUCUCUUGGGAGGAAUGGGAUCUCCUAGACGAGGAUCAGAGAUGCCUGUACCAUGAUGUGAUGCUGGAGAACUUUGCACUCACAUCCUCACUAGGAUUUGGAUCUUCCAGGUCCCAUGCAGUUGCUCAGCUGGGGUUAGGGGAAGAGUCUCCUGUGCGUCACAGGAUGGAUAUAAUUCCAGUCUCCACAAGAUGGGCCCAGAGAGGGCCUAAUCCAGGUUGUUGGCUUGGAGUGAAGGAUGAGCAUGCACCUUCCGAAGAGAGCAUUCCUAUAGGAGUUUCAGAGAUUGGGACUCUUAAGGCCGAUUCACCUUCCCAGAAGGCCCAGCCCUUUGAACUGCAUGGCCCGAUCUUGAGAAGCAUUUUGUACCUGGCUGAGCACCAGGGAACAUAUCUUGGGGAAAAACCAUAUACAUCUAGGAAACAAUUCUGUUUAGAUGCCAACCUUCAGCAGUACCGGGGACAGUGCACUGGAGAGAUACCCUUCAGAAAUUCUGUGGACAGAGCCUCAUUUAUAAAGAACUAUACAGUCCAGGUGUCAGGGAAGCCCUUUACCUGUGAGGAGACAGGGAAGGACUUCUUAGCCAGCAUGGGAUUUCUCCAACAACAGGUCACUCACACUGGGGAGAAGCUGAACAAUGAGUGUAAGGCUGUCUUUCAUGGUGGUAAAAGUAAUCACAACUGUGGAGAAUGCAAGAAAGCCUUCAGCUGCGCAGACACACUUGCUCAGGACCAGAGAGUUAUCACUAGAGAAGGACUCUAUGAGUGUGGCAAAUGUGGAAAAGCCUGUACCCGAAGAUGUAACCUCAUUCAGCACCAGAAAGUCCACACUGGAGAAAGACCUUAUGAGUGCAAUGAAUGUGGAAAAUUCUUCACCUAUUACUCCAGUUUCAUUAUACAUCGGAGAGUUCACACUGGAGAAAGGCCCUACGAGUGCAAUGAAUGUGGGAAAUCCUUUAGCCAAAGCUAUAGCCUCAAUAGCCAUAGGAAAGUUCACACUGGAGAGAAGCCUUAUGAGUGCAGGGAGUGUGGAAAAUCUUUCAGCCAAAGGUCCAACCUCAUUCAACAUCAGAGAGUUCACACUGGAGAAAGGCCUUAUGAGUGCAGUGAAUGUGGGAAGUCCUUUAGCCAAAACUUCAGUCUCAUUUACCACAGGAGAGUUCACACUGGAGAAAGGCCUCAUCAAUGCAGUGAAUGUGGGAAAUCCUUCAGCCGAAGCUCCAGCCUCAUUCACCACAGGAGACUUCACACUGGAGAAAGGCCUUAUGAGUGCAGUAAAUGUGGGAAAUCCUUUAAGCAAAGCUCCAGCUUCAGUUCACAUCGUAAAGUCCACACAGGAGAGAGGCCUUAUGAGUGUGGGGAAUGUGGAAAAUCCUUUAGCCAUAGCUCCAACCUCAAGAACCACUGGAGAGUUCACACUGGAGAAAGGCCUAUUGAGUGCAGUGAAUGUGGAAAGUCCUUUAGCUGCAAAUCUAACCUCGUUAAACACCUGAGAGUUCACACAGGCGAAAGGCCUUAUGAGUGUGGGGAAUGCGGAAAAUCCUUUAGCCAAAGCUCCAGCCUCAUUCAGCACCGGAGAGUUCACACUGGAAAGAGACUACUGAGUGCAGAAAAUGCGGGAAAUCCUUUAGCUCCAAAUCUGACCUCCUUCAACACCAGAGACUUCAUACUAGAGAAAGGCCUUAGAUAAUUACACUGGAGGAGAGAAGUUGUGAGGAAGCCAUCUACCUAAAUUUAAGCCCAUACAUCUGAAAAUCCACAGUGGAGAGAUCUCCGUUUAGUUGAAGUAUGUGGGAAUCUAUACAGGAGCUGUGUUACACUUCUAACCUAUCCAGGGCUCUUGCCAGGUUUAUGUCACUGCCAGUUUCUGUGGAAAAGUUUUAUCACCUCUACCACUCAGCGUUUACAGUGUGCACUAGUGCUUUAGUUACCACCACAGUGUGCUCAGGGAAGCUGACCUCUUUCCCUCCCUUUUGCUGGAGGAAAUGGUGAUUACUCUUAGCCCUUAUAGGGCCUUCAUUCUCUUCUCUUGUAGAAGUUAGAGCAUGGCCCAGAGGACCCAAGCUGACUUCUGCUGGUAACUUGCCAAGAAGGACCACAUUUUCAAGGAUGUAUUUGUUCUGUGUGACACUCCUCUUGGAUUUUCCUGCCCUCCAAGUCACCAACCUGGGAUCUCCCUGCCUCCUAUUCCUUUAGAUUUUGCAGUAAUAAAGACUUUAUUGUUUAAGCCA
Molecule: messenger RNA, 3153 nt
Organism: Lutra lutra (Eurasian river otter)
Lineage: Eukaryota; Metazoa; Chordata; Mammalia; Carnivora; Mustelidae
Product: zinc finger protein 211-like
Biological process (GO): regulation of DNA-templated transcription
Source: RefSeq, a predicted model, not a curated record